Tachysurus fulvidraco (yellow catfish) is the source of this 3935-nucleotide messenger RNA. RefSeq names its product glutamate receptor, metabotropic 8b (gene grm8b). Lineage: Eukaryota; Metazoa; Chordata; Actinopteri; Siluriformes; Bagridae. Gene Ontology annotation, cellular component: membrane. The record is from RefSeq and is a predicted model, not a curated record. Bases 731 to 3466 code for a protein of 911 amino acids. Gene Ontology annotation, molecular function: group III metabotropic glutamate receptor activity. Gene Ontology annotation, biological process: G protein-coupled glutamate receptor signaling pathway; regulation of synaptic transmission, glutamatergic. The transcript has 11 exons.
CCUCCUCCAGCUGAUGCGCCACACUCAGUGUUUCAGGUGCACUCUGUCUUUGUUUUAGGAAGGAUGCAAUGUCAGAUAUAUAAACGUAACCCUCCCAGGCCAAAGGAUUUCCUUUAAACCAAUUACGAGCAAGGAAACCCAUCAUCUGCCUGUUCAUGAAGCCAUCGGAAGGCGCGCGGAUGCUUAGGAUGUUGCGCGGGGGCUCCGCUUUAAUUGACGCUAUGAAUUUGGAUAUGUUUUCGCAGUUUGGGGUUUGUUUGCACGUGAAUGCCGUGAACUGAUUCUUGAGAAAAGCGUGAAUAUUUCAGUGCGCUCGUGUUCUCCUGAAUUUGAGCUCUGUAAUUGUUAAUCAAGUCUUCAAGAAAGGAAACACAUUUACUAAAGAAAUUUGGUUGAAAUCAGUGACAUAUAGGAACUAAACAGGAAAAGAAACAGAAAUUGCGACAGAAUCCACAGGAGUCUGCAAGAACUGCAGCCUACAGCAUCACUAUGUAUGAUUGCUAAAUGUACCAUUCCCCUGACACACACCAGUGAUUAACCUCUGGAAUCCCGAGGACCAGAGGAUGGUAGCUCCACUUUGGGAUCUCUCAACACAGGUCAUUACUUCAACACUAGGGUGUACUGGUGAUACCUUUGACCUUGCACACCUGUUCCAUACUUACCACCUGCUACAAUAACGUCUGCACACCUCUAUUUAAUUGCUUGUUUAGUUCUUUAACACAUCACUAUCAUGGCGAGGUUCUCAACAUGGCAGGGUUGCCUUUUUAUGUUGUCAGUGGCAAGCUGUUCUUUCACCUAUGGACCUCAGCGCCUAGUGGACCCACUUGUGCCCCCAGCUCCUGAAUAUGCUCAUUCCAUUAGAAUAGAUGGAGACAUCAUCCUGGGUGGACUCUUCCCAGUCCAUUCACGAGGGGAGCGUGGUGCCCCAUGUGGCGAGCUAAAGAAAGAGAAAGGCAUUCAUCGCUUGGAGGCCAUGCUCUUUGCUGUUGAUCUUAUUAACAAGGACCCUGAUCUACUGCCCAAUAUCACGCUGGGUGCUCGCAUCCUGGAUACAUGCUCGAGAGACACAUACGCUUUGGAGCAGUCACUCACCUUUGUGCAGGCACUGAUUGAGCGUGACCCCUCUGAUGUGCGCUGUGCCAGUGGAGAGCCGCCCAUCUUUGCCAAACCUGACAAAAUUGUGGGAGUGAUCGGUGCGUCUGCGAGCUCUGUCUCCAUCAUGGUAGCCAACAUCCUGCGGCUGUUUAAGAUUCCUCAGAUCAGCUAUGCAUCAACUGCCCCAGAGCUGAGCGAUAACAGCCGCUAUGACUUCUUCUCUCGUGUAGUGCCACCUGACUCUUAUCAGGCCCAGGCUAUGCUGGAUAUUGUCUUGGCAAUGGGCUGGAACUACGUCUCCACGCUGGCCUCAGAGGGCAACUAUGGCGAGAGCGGUGUAGAGGCCUUUGUCCAGAUAAGCCGUGAAACUGGUGGUGUGUGCAUUGCACAAUCUCUGAAGAUCCCCAGAGAACCCAGACCUGGAGAGUUUGACAAGAUCAUCUCACGACUGCUCGAGACUCCCAAUGCUCGUGCUAUUAUCAUGUUUGCAAAUGAGGAUGAUAUCAGACGUGUUCUUGAUGCUGCUAAUCGAAACAAUCAGACAAAUCACUUUCUUUGGGUGGGCUCUGACAGCUGGGGCUCAAAAAUCUCCCCAGUGUAUCAGCAGGAGAAUGUGUCUGAGGGAGCCAUUACUAUUCUGCCUAAAAGAGCUUCAGUGGAAGCUUUUGAUAGGUAUUUCAGAAGUCGCAGCUUGUCGAACAACAGGAGGAAUGUGUGGUUUGCUGAAUUCUGGGAGGAAAACUUUGGAUGCAAGUUGGGAAUGCACGGCAAGCGCCCUGGAAGCCCUAAGAAGUGCACAGGCUUGGAGAAGGUGGGCAGGGACUCCAGCUUCGAGCAGGAGGGAAAAGUGCAGUUUGUGAUGGAUGCAGUUUACGCAAUGGCUCAUGCUCUUCACCGCAUGCACAGAGACCUGUGCUCAGGAAGCCCAGGACUCUGCUCUCGCAUGAGCAACAUUGACGGCAAGGAGCUGCUGGGUUACAUCCGCAACGUCAGCUUUAACGGUAGUGCUAAAACCCCUGUAACGUUCAACGAGAACGGAGACGCUCCUGGAAGAUACGACAUCUUCCAAUAUCAGAUUACAAACGAUUCUGCUGAGUACAAAGUCAUUGGGCACUGGACAGAUCAGCUGCAUUUAAAUAUGGGUAUCAUGCAGUGGGUGAGUGGGGACUCAUCUGUGCCCAGCUCGGUGUGCAGCAUGCCCUGUCAGACUGGGGAGCGAAAGAAGGUGGUGAAGGGUGUGCCGUGCUGCUGGCACUGUGAGCGCUGUGAAGGAUACCACUACCAGGCCAACGAGUUCAUGUGCCAGCUGUGUCCAUAUGAGCAACGGCCUGACCACAACCGCACUGGCUGCCAGCCCAUCCCUAUCAUUAAGCUAGAGUGGCACUCUGCCUGGGCCAUGAUACCUGUUUUCAUCGCCAUUCUGGGUAUCAUAGCCACCACAUUCGUGAUAAUUACCUUCAUACGCUACAAUGACACACCAAUUGUACGCGCCUCAGGCAGGGAGAUGAGCUAUGUGCUGCUUACAGGAAUAUUCCUCUGCUACAUCACCACAUUUCCUAUGAUCGCAGCACCCGGACUGGCCGUGUGCUCAUUCCGUAGGCUCUUCCUUGGACUGGGCAUGUGCUUCAGCUAUGCCGCGCUGCUCACCAAGACCAACCGCAUUCACCGUAUCUUUGAGCAGGGCAAGCGCUCAGUGGCGGCACCACGUUUCAUCAGCCCUGCCUCCCAGCUGUUCAUCACCUUCAGCCUAAUCUCAGUGCAGCUCAUGGGUGUGCUGGUCUGGUUCAUCGCCGACCCGCCACACACUUUUGUGGAUUAUGGUGAACAGCGCACACAGGACCCUGAAAAUGCCCGCGGCGUACUCAAAUGCGACAUAUCGGAUCUUUCACUCAUCUGUUCGUUAGGCUAUAGCAUUCUCUUAAUGGUCACAUGCACUGUUUAUGCCAUCAAAACCAGAGGAGUACCAGAGACCUUCAAUGAAGCCAAACCUAUUGGAUUUACUAUGUACACCACCUGCAUCAUUUGGCUUGCUUUCAUACCAAUCUUCUUUGGGACAGCACAGUCUGCAGAGCGGAUGUACAUCCAGACGACCACUCUGACCAUGUCUCUGAGCCUGAGUGCAUCAGUGUCACUGGGAAUGCUCUACAUGCCCAAAGUCUAUAUAAUUAUCUUUCACCCCGAGCAAAAUGUGCCCAAACGUAAGCGCAGCUUCAAGGCUAUUGUCACAGCUGCCACCAUGUCCAGUAAGCUCAGUCAGCUGGCCAGUGAAAGGCCGAACGGCGAGGUGAAAACUGAGCUCUGCGAGAGUGUGGACAACAGCACAUUACCCACCAAAACAACGUAUGUGAGCUAUACCAAUCAUGCCAUGUGAAGAUGCAACAUGAAGAUGAGUAGAGGAUUCUGGGAAGGAUUACUGGCACUGAUUGGAACUAAAGCAUGAGACUUUAAUGUUGUUCAUGAUAAAGAGAGUGUUUGUUGUCCUGAGACAAAUCUUGCCUGUUUUUUCUAACAGUUAAACAUAUUGGCCGUACAACAGAGUGACUGGGACAGCACUCACUGCUGGCUUAACAACACAUGGAAAUGGGACUUCACUGAAGCAGAGGGAGAAGAAUAUAUACAUAUAUACAUAUUUAAAAAAGAAAAUCUAAAAAUUAAGGAAAUGUUGGAGUCAACCAUGUUAGUUGUUAUUCUAAUUGUAAGUAUUUUGUGGUUGUGCAGAUUUUUUCAUUCUUGUCCCACGGUGUGAGAUCUGCGUUGGAAAAUGCCUUUUGUCUCUUGUAUCGGCUACUCUGGUCAAUUACCGCUGGUUUGUUAAGUGUGUAUAUGCCAUGGUUGAAGCA